Messenger RNA from Olea europaea var. sylvestris, 720 nucleotides. RefSeq names its product cell division control protein 48 homolog D-like. NCBI's taxonomy places the organism in Eukaryota, Viridiplantae, Streptophyta, Magnoliopsida, Lamiales, Oleaceae. The record is from RefSeq and is a predicted model, not a curated record. The transcript has 3 exons. The coding region runs from base 184 to 705 and encodes 173 amino acids.
AAUAAAAAAAGUAAAAGUUACAAAAGGUUAACAAAGAAUCUUUCUUUCUCAACAAGAAACGGAGCCAAUUUUACUUAUAAAUUUUUUUACCGAAUCUCUAGAUCUCCCAUUCUUGUUUUUCAACAGGCAAAAAUUUCCGAGACCCGUCUCCAAUUUUUUCCUUCAAUCUGCAUAUAUAUCAUUAUGAGUAAUCAACCUGAAUCUUCAGACUCUAGGGGUGCGAAGAGGGAUUUCAGUACGGCGAUAUUGGAAAGGAAAAAGGCGGCGAAUAGGCUCGUAGUGGACGAGGCCGUUAAUGAUGAUAAUUCCGUGGUUGCUCUGCACCCUGAUACUAUGGAAAAGCUUCAGCUUUUUCGCGGUGAUACCAUCUUAAUCAAGGGUAAGAAAAGAAAGGACACAGUUUGUAUUGCACUUGCUGAUGAUACUUGUGAUGAACCAAAGAUACGGAUGAAUAAGGUUGUGAGAAGCAACCUCAGGGUUAGGCUCGGAGAUGUGGUCUCUGUUCAUCAAUGUGCUGAUGUCAAGUAUGGGAAGCGUGUCCACAUUCUUCCUGUGGAUGACACCAUCGAAGGUGUUACUGGAAACCUGUUCGAUGCAUACUUAAAACGUAAGUUUCUAAAGCAUUUAAAUUUGUGCAUCUUGUUGAAGUCGUUUAGUCUAAUUAAUCAUUUCUUCUGUGUUCUUUCUGAUACUAUUUAUCCUUGACAUUGUGGUGAAUUA